AUGCUUGCGUCAGCCCACAAGUUGGACUCUUCCGGCCUUCUCUCCAUUCACACGAGCCAUCACCUGAUUAGGUUGGUGCUGAUGGGCUCAAACUACUCUCCUUUAUUCCCCCAUCCCACUCGUGUGAGAAGAUGGAUAUUUAGCGAUUUCUGUUAUCGUUCACGUGUUUUAAUAGCCCCUGUUACCGUAUAGAUGUGCUGACCUGAUGAGCAUUUAUUGAAAACAAAAGUCUGCUCGUCAAAACUUUGAGGCAGUUUACUCAGAAGUAAAAUAAAGUUAAUGAGGCACGACGCUCAGCGGACAUUUACUGAAUCAGCAUGUCUCGCUGAGGGUUCAGUUUUUGGCCAACACUGCAUCAUGGCUCACGUCUGGCUUUUUGUCCGUUGGGUUUGGCUACCGGAUUGUCAUCUGCCUGACAGAUGCUCUGCGAGUGACACCUGCGACGCCUCCCCAGACGAGUCUUUACCCUCCCUUCUUUGAUAUGCCUUCGGAGAUGAUUGUAGGCUGGGCAGUGCUCCACACAACAGGUGAUUGGGUUUGAGUUAGACUUUAACUACUCCCGUAAUUACCGGACCAUUUGUAAGUUCGCAGCUGGCAGUUAUGCAAGUCCCAGUGAAGUCGAAAUUGAGGUAAACGUUAGCAUACGGUGCUUGGGAAACUUGAUCAUAGGGUCUCACUGACGCUUUGUGCUCCUUCGCUCAUUUUUGUAACAAUCUGUUCAACCUGUGUAACUGGAGGAUUAAUUGUCGGGUUCAGCGCCAAAGGCAAGGGUUACCUGUUCGCCGUAGUAUGAUGGGCAUGGCCCGAAUGUGGAUCGAUGGAUAAUACCUACGCUUUAGUCGGUUACUGCGUGCCCUCUGCUUUGGGCACACAUUUGCUGUAGCCAGAGUUCUUUGUGACUCACGUGUUGGCCUGUUGCUCACUGUUCCUGCGUUGGUCUACAUGCCCUGUAUGGUAAGGCUUCUAGGCUAUAAGUUUGCUAGAAACUAAACAUUCGAAUAACUCGUCUCGGCCGAUCUGGUUUCAGUGGAUUAGAACUGGACGAAGUAACUGACGGAUUUUCAUUUUCUUGAGCUGAACUCGUGUAUAGAUGCAAAAGUCAGAUUAAAAAUGGGACCGAACUUGUUCCUUAUUUUUGCCGUUAUUCCUCUCAAUAAGAUCUUGUAAUAAAAAUAUUCGUCUCUGUCAGUCAAGGCUGGCCUGACUGAUGAAAAACGACGCGCUCUAGGCAUAAGGUAUCAUUUUGAAAACGAAAAGUCCGCUCUCAUCACUACUUUUCCAGGGCUUGGCUUCUUGCCUGAUGCCUGCGAAGUUAAGUCAAGCACACUUGGUGUCUUCGUUAAGAGGGAAUACGCGAGUUUUCACUCUCAAUCCUUUGCAAUAUCCUCGUAUUUGUGCUUGACUAUAACAGCCAAGGUACUGGUUCUAUCCCGACCACCAAACCAGAACCAAGUUCGCCAGCGGGAGGGUUGUAUUCUGUGUGGAAAGGUCGAAGGACAGUCCUAGCAAAUAGCGCGCAUUCGCGUCCCACGAACGCGCGAACAUUACUCCAGCCGAGCAGAGCGCAACUGAGAGCGUUUGCAGUGUAAUCGAUUUUGUGGCUGACUGGGCCGUUGCCGCUCGCCCUCAGCUGACAGUGAAGUUUCUUCCUGGCACGGUGAUCGAUAUUGUUAUUUUCGGUGUGCAACUUGAAUAUCAUUCAGGAGUAAGUACUUUAAAGUGUGAAUGAAACCCACAGAGUCAGCUAAUUUUUAAAGGCGACGCAGCACAUCAGUGAGGUUACUUUAACGACAAAAAAAAUCUCGCUAGACGAAUUUUGAGAUGUGACAUCGUAGUGCUGUUCAAAUGGAUCUCAGUUCUGUAAAGUGUAUUUAAAUACAGUACUUGAAAAUUCUGUGGGCACCGGAGCACCUGCAUGUUUAUAUUUGUCCUUGUAAAACCGAACUUAUUUUUCUCGGGCGAUGGCGUGAUAAAAACACGACGAAAGAGGGCGUGAAACGGAGUGUUGACCUAUUCGAUUCCGUUUCUUCUAACUUUGUCCUAACCAUCAGCAUGAACAAUACAGUGAUCAUACAUCAAAUGACGCUAAGAAACGACUGCAGCGAACCCAGAAUCAAUGUUAGUGGAACUCGUCUGACACCAGUAAACAGAUUCGCACACCUGGCGAACGAAUUUCAAGACAUUCCAAGUAGGCUUUCCUAUGCUAGUCACGGCUUCGGUCGGUUAUGGCAUUCCAUCUGGAACCGUUGUUGUGAUCAAGUGGUGAGAAUGUGGAUAUUCUGAGCGCCACCAUAAUCAGGGGAAAUCCUAUGUUGGAGAGAGAAGGCGGAAGACACCAGAAUGAGGGGUUUAUUGUGCACAGAACCCGGUGUUGUCCUCUCAGGCGGCAGUGGUCACUGGAGAAGCCAGGGCUGGUCUUGACUGCGUCCAGUCAGGCCUGAGAGUCCUUGAGAUAGUGGUGGCAGCCACUUUUGUAGGCUCGUGGGCCAAGCUCAAGUGGUGUCCAGUCAGCGUAUGUUGCAUUUGCCGAGGGGUGGUGUCCCAGUGGCUUGUUUUGCUGGUUGCAGGGGGUGGCGCGUUCAAGUGGCCGCAUGGGCAGCUGCGACUGCGCGGACGCAGGUAUGCACGAGCUGUUGGUCGUGUGACUUCAGGUCAGCUCGUCUGGGACGGCUCGCUGCAAGGGGUGAAUGACUUUGAUGCAGCGAGGUCUUGGACAAUGACGCCAGACCAGUCAGGAUGGCUAGUCGCCACACCGUCACGGCAUCUACCUCAACAUAAGCCGAGGAUGUACGUGCCUGGUGUGUUGAAAACGAUCAUGUACAGGUUUGAGAGGCAGACUGUGUAUGAAAGCCAAACAAGAAGACUCGAUAAUUUAAACUUCACUUAACUCUGCAUAACAUUGAAAGUUAGGUGGCAAAAAAAGGAUCCCAGACACUGUGAUCCUGGAAAUAACCGGCGUCUUCAGCAUCCACGGGAGGUACAGCUGCAUUGAGGCGACCACCUAAGGAUGCUUGACGAGCACUUACCUAGGGAAUUAUUUUACGCGACAUUGUUACAGAUGUUCGCAGACAGGGCGUACAAAGGCGUCACAAAAAGUACAUCCCGAAAACUUCAGUCAAACACCUGUAAAUCAAUUAGAACACGUAGGAGAACCUCGGCCAAACUCAGUAGACCCAACGCACUACUGUAAAAACCAGUGUAGCGACCUGCGAAGGACACCCUUUACGGGAUGCUAAAGCAAAGAGGGCGAUGCGCAAAUCUUGGAUAUAGCGGAUAACUUUUGAAAGCGCUCAACACCUCCCGUCGUGUACGUAUUAUAAACCUGGAGUCAGGACACAGAUAGACGUUAUUGGGUAUCUAUCGAGUCAAGGGAACGUCAACAUGACCAACCCGCCUCCCAGGCCGCAAAACACGGCCACCGGCAUCAGUAUCAUUCUACCCACCACUAUCAUCAUCGUCAUUCCCACCAACAAUGUGAACCCACUUUCACUCUGUCCCCUUCGCCAUUACACCUUCGGAUCCCACAUCGGCCUGAUCGGUCACUUGCGAAUUCGCUGCAUUGCGAGAGACAAACCUGGUUCAGGAACCCCGGUACAAACUGGUCAUUUCCAGUUCAUUUGCUCACACUGUCCCAGAACGUCUGUUCAUCGCAUGGGUCUAUAGCGUCUGAGCAGUGAGAGUACUCAGAGCACCACGAUCAUCAGGCCAAAUACCGAGUUGUAGGAGAAGACAGAAUUCACAAGAAUAAGGGGUUUAUCGUAUCCCUCCCAGGCGGCAAUGCCCGCGAGAGCUGGUGUUGGUUGCGUCCAAUCAGGGCUGAGAGAAGGAGAGUAGAAGAAGUGGUGACAGCUACUCUCUUCCUCUCUCUCUUCCUCUCUCUUCCUCUCUCUCUCUCUCUCUCUCUCUCUCUCUCUCUCUCUCUUCCUCUCUCUCCCUAUUCCUCUUACAGCCUAUUCUUCUUCUUCUCCUACUCCUACUUUUCGCCGCCGCAGUCGCCAGACUGGCAGGGUAAGCCCGCUCACUCUGGCAGCCUGGAAUGUUUGUUCCCUUUUAGACAAUCCGAGGAGCAACCGACCGGAACGGAGGACGGCGCUAGUGGCACGAGAACUGGCGCGCUACAAGGUGGACAUCGCCGCACUCAGCGAGACCCGAUUCUCCGAACAAGGCCAACUGGAGGAGGUGGGUGCCGGCUACACCUUCUUCUGGAGUGGUUGA
This is a messenger RNA of Spirometra erinaceieuropaei, 4215 nucleotides long. The record is from the annotation of a GenBank genome assembly. NCBI's taxonomy places the organism in Eukaryota, Metazoa, Platyhelminthes, Cestoda, Diphyllobothriidea, Diphyllobothriidae.